AUGUCGCCACCAUCGAGCAGUAGGAUAAACAAAUCAAGAACAUUGGGGAUAGUGGGUGCAGCUAUAGCAAUAUUGGCCACAUCAUACUAUAUAUAUCAAAAAGUCACGAGUACAGAAGACGAUAAUGGGAUAAGACCUCGAAAGGACGUUCCAACGGAAGAGAACAAAAAGGCAAGGAAGAGCAAAUGUAUUAUAAUGAGCAGGUCGAUACAAGGGCUACCUAUAAAUUGGGAUGAAUAUGCCGCUGACGAGGUGGUUCUACUGGUACCUACAACUCAGACUAAUGGAUCAAUCAAGCAGGCUAUUGAAGAUGCCUUCCGCAAAUCAAAAAACGAACACAAAAUUAUACACUGCGAUAGUAUGGAUGGAUUAUGGUCUUGUGUAAGACGGCUAGGCAAAUUCCAGUGCAUAUUAAAUUCCAAGGACUUUACGAGUAGCGGUGGUAGUGAUGCGGCAGUUGUUCCCGAAGAUAUAGGGAGGUUCGUCAAUUUCGUUAUUGAUAGCGAUAUAGAAGAUGUGCUGAUUGACACGUUAUGCAAUUAA
Saccharomyces paradoxus is the source of this 543-nucleotide messenger RNA. It is a transcript of the gene PEX22, whose product is annotated as ubiquitin-protein transferase activating protein PEX22. Bases 1 to 543 code for a protein of 180 amino acids. The transcript has a single exon. NCBI's taxonomy places the organism in Eukaryota, Fungi, Ascomycota, Saccharomycetes, Saccharomycetales, Saccharomycetaceae. The record is from RefSeq and is a predicted model, not a curated record.